Molecule: messenger RNA, 2838 nt
Organism: Mesoplodon densirostris (Blainville's beaked whale)
Lineage: Eukaryota; Metazoa; Chordata; Mammalia; Artiodactyla; Ziphiidae
Biological process (GO): flagellated sperm motility; sperm individualization
Cellular component (GO): cytoplasm
Source: RefSeq, a predicted model, not a curated record
AUGGCUGAGCAAACCCAUUACCUAGCCGAGGCGUGCUCUGGCACCACAACCGGGAAAUGCCAAGUCCUAGGAGACUCAAUUCUUCUGAUCCUGGUCAGCAUCAUGUUGCUCAACGUGUGGAUCAACGUGGUGACUCUGCUCUGGAUGCAUCUGAAGAGAUUCUUGCGGGCAGGUUUCAACCGUAUUUUCCCCAAAGACAAGCAAGCCAGCUGUGGAGGCAGCCAUCGCACGCGCUGCUCCGUGGAUCCCAAGAACCUGUGUUCAAGAGUUUCUCCCUGCUUCCGCCAUUGCCCGAGCUUCCUGCACAGGCACCCAAACCACCUUGAAUCCUGGAUACCAGAAACAGAUGAUGAGACGGCUUCUAAGUGCUGCUGGAUGCCGCCGCAGUGUGGACGGGCUCGGGCUUCCACGGAGGCUCCACGGGGACUGUGGAAGGAGGGGAUAAGCAAGGUGGACGUGGUUCCACUCUGCCUGCCCCAAGAGAGCAAGACUAAGACCCCAGACUAUGACUCAGCCCGGGCCCAGACCUGCCCCCCAGUUCAGCUCCCUGCACAUUCUCCUGCCAAGGCCCAGACCUUCUCCUACAAGCACCCCUCUGUGCACGCCCCACCUCAGGCCCAGACUUGCUCCACACUCCACCUCCCUGAGCACACUACCCCCCAGGCCCAGACCCCCUCACCAGCCCUCACCCCUGAGCACAGCCCUGCCCAGGUCCAUGGCCCGGAGCAUACCUCAGCCCAUACCCCAGCCCAGGCCCAAGCCCAGGCCCCCUCAUAUGCCUCAGCCCUAUUCCUGGGCCACACUUCUCUCUGCACCCUGACCCAUGCUCAUCUGACCUAUACCCAUGCCAACACUCUGGCCCCUCCCCCAACUUCUGCCCCUGCUACUACUCCUGCCCUAGCCCCUACACCAGCCCCUGUCCCGAUCUCUGCCACAACCUCUGUCCCAGCACUGGUCAUGACCCUGACGACCCCUCCAGUCCCUUCCACCACCCAUACCCCCAUCCUAGAUUCUAUUCUCUCUACCUUGUCUACCUUCGACCAAGGCCUCUCCUCUGGCCAUGUGGUCUACUAUGCCCGCAGCAUAAAGCAGAACUUAUUCCAUGUGUGUCCCCCUCAGAACUCUGGGUACUCCAGAAAUGACUUGGGUACCCUAACCAGGCCCCAAGAGGGGCAUGGUCUGGUGAGCUCUGGUACAGCUGAGCAAACACUGAAGCAAUGUAGUGGGGACAGUGCCAAGCCCUCCACAGUGUCCAUACCGGGUUACGUGGAGUUGGGGACUAUGGAAUGGAAGAUCCCAAAUCAUGCCAAAGACAAAUUUGUACAGUCCAAGACCUUCACUCACUGUAGCUCCCAUCCUUGCCAGUCUGAGAAGAGAAACACGGAUCCCCAGACUCCAGUCUGCCCCAAAUUCCUGGUGUACUCCAAGGAUGCUGCACCUUCUCAACCUUGCUUCCAUUCUCCGACCAGUGCCCAGAGCUCACCAUGCACCAUGCCUCCACCAUGCACUCUUUCUCUGCCUCUUGUUCCCAGAUCCUUUGUCCUUCAUCAACACAGCAACCACCAGAAGCCCUCCGCCUUAAUACAAACCCCCACCUUUCUAACCUCCAAGUCUCCUCAGUCUGUCCUCUCUCCCCAGGGCCCCAUCCCUCCCCAGUUAUCCACUACUUCCCAAACCCCAAACCAGCCCCAACCCCCAGAACUUCAUGAGAGUCUAGGUCUCAACCAAUGCUCUGUCCUCCAAAGGACCCCAGGCCUUACCGGAGACACAGGCCUCCUCAAGAACCCAGGCCUUGCUCAAGAUCCAGGCCUCCACGAACUUCGAGGCCUUACCGAAGACCCUUACUUCUGCAAGAAUCCAAGCCUUUCCCAAGACUCUGACCUUCAGAAGAAUCCAGUCAUUACCCAAGAUUCUUGGCCACAGAAGAGUCCAUGCCAUGCCCAAGACUCUGCAGUCAACAAGAGCUCAGUCCUUUGCCAGGAGUCUGAUCUCCAUAAGAGCCCAGGUCUUGUGCAAACCGCUCGUCUCCAUAAGGGCUCAAGCCUUACCCGAGACUCCGGAGACUACAAGAAUCCAGGCCUGUCCCAAGCUUCUGGAGUCUGCAGGAGCCAAGGCCUUACUCAAGAUUCUGACCUCCAUAAGAAUCCUGGCCUUACCCAAGAUGCUGGAAUUUACAGGAGCUCAGAACAUACCCAUGACCCUAACUUCCAUGAGGACUCAGGAAUUAAUCGAGAUCCUGGCCCCCAUAAGGGUCCAGCCCUUACUCCAGACUCUGGCUUAUCCAAGAGACGAGGCCUCCAUAACAACUCAGGCCUUAUCCCAAACCCUGGCCUCCACAAGAACCCUCUAGGAACUGACUCUGUCCAAGUUUUGGGCCCACGUCAGACCCAAAAGUCAUUUAUAUCUGAGACAGUUCCUCGAAAGGAGGAUGCAGGGCAGCACAUACCAUGGACUUCUGUCCCACCCAGUCACAACUCCUGCUCUGCCAAGGCUCAGGGGGCCUACAAUGACCUGCUAACCUCCUCGCAGCGAACAGGCAGACAAGCCUGGGUGUACCACCCGAUACCAUCCCCCCAGGCUGCCAGAACUAUCACCAGAUGUCUACGCCUCCCAAAACCAGCAGGCACCUGGCUAGGGCAUGUGGUCUUUGAUGCCCGCCAGAGACAGCAGACAGGGACAAGUGCGAAGCUCUCUCUAGGGCGUGUGGUCUUUGACGCCCGCCAGAGACAGCAGACAGGGACAAGUGCGAAGCUCUGUCUCCCAGGCGCCUUCAUAGGGCCACAUCCAACUGCCGGAGUCCAGCUCCAGCGAGUCAAGGGAAACCCGAGGGAUAGAUAG